Molecule: messenger RNA, 1248 nt
Organism: Penaeus vannamei (Pacific white shrimp)
Lineage: Eukaryota; Metazoa; Arthropoda; Malacostraca; Decapoda; Penaeidae
Product: peritrophin-44
Cellular component (GO): extracellular region
Molecular function (GO): chitin binding
Source: RefSeq, a predicted model, not a curated record
UUUGCUAGUAUAUCCAAGAACACUCACAAGAUGGCUUUGUCUAAUCCGCUUCUUAUAGUUUUGUUGAGUCUAUCCACCAGCACGGGCGUCAAGGCUUCUUGUGCUCCUCCAGACUGCAAUGCCAACGUGCCCGCCGGCGAUCCGCCGUAUUUCCACCUCGCCGACCCGCGGAACUGCCACAAGUACUACAUCUGCUACAAUGAAGAGAGCGACGGCGACGAUACUUACUUCAUCACCGGCGAUUCCUUCUGGUGCGAGGACCCCGACGACGUCUUCAGCGAGAAGGAUGAUCGCUGCGGCGACUACACGUGCGUCGAGUCGUGUUCUGGCACAUGCGCGCCCUACGAAUGCAUUGACCUGCAGGACAAAAGAGCCGACCCUUACGACUGCACGAAGUAUCACACCUGCCCGGACGGCAAGACGGUGCAGUGCGAGGGCGACAAACCCUUCUUCGACGGGGACCAGUGCCAGGCGGACGAGUCCAAGUGCUGCCACUGCAAGCCCUACUGCCACCAAGAUCAAAGGUUCAAGAACGUCACAGAUCCUUUGGACUGCAAGAGCUACUACUUCUGCGUGAACGAGCACGAGUUCCCCACCUCCCGAACCACGUGUACCAUCGGCAACUUUGACAUGAAUGCCGGCAAGUGCGAUGAAAGUGCCCCUUGCAUCGUCACUUGCAAGAACGUCGUGGGCUGUGACGGUUGCAUCGACCUAUUUACGUGCGAGCAAUACGGGAACUGGCCCAAGUGUCCUCACCGAUGCGACCCCCAUUUCUACCACUGCGGGGAGGAAGACAUAGGUCACGUGGUGCAGGAAAGCGCGUGCGCAAGUCCUCUCGUGUACAACCCCGCCACUGAGAAGUGUGUCGCUGAGGAGGAAUGCCCCUACGACCCGCCCUCGCAGUGCUAGUGCGGCGAGCUCUCACUUUCCAAAUCAAAACGUAAUUCCGGUAACAAGAAAAGUUCUGACUGACUUAUUGCUUUUUAACCUCAUGUGAAAUAACAGAGAGAAAGAGGGAGAGAGAGAGAGAGAACACUUUCUAAGAGAAACAAAAAAUAUGAAAUCCCAGCAUUUGAAUAACAAUAUAAAGCUAUGGUAGUAAUAAUAAAAUUGCUAGAUAAUCGUAAAUUACAUUCAUCUGAAAUCAUGUUAUUUUAGAAAACCAACAUUGGUUGUACUGGUAGCAUAAAAGUCAUCAAUAACUAUGUAUGUAUGAGUGUGUUUGUGUGCAUAAAUACAUAAAUCUAA